This is a messenger RNA of Musa acuminata AAA Group (dessert banana), 696 nucleotides long. RefSeq names its product zinc finger C2H2 protein ECU02_0310. The record is from RefSeq and is a predicted model, not a curated record. The coding region runs from base 95 to 466 and encodes 123 amino acids. The transcript is spliced from 4 exons. NCBI's taxonomy places the organism in Eukaryota, Viridiplantae, Streptophyta, Magnoliopsida, Zingiberales, Musaceae. Gene Ontology annotation, molecular function: zinc ion binding; nucleic acid binding. Gene Ontology annotation, cellular component: nucleus.
CCCAAUUAGGGUUCCCGCAGUUGCCCUUUCGCCUCUUGACGCUCCCGAGCACGAGAUAGGAGAGAAGAAAGAGGAGGAGGACGAGGAGGGAGAGAUGGGAGGGAAGUGCCCGAGCAGGAAGGUGAAGAAGCGCCGCUUCUCACACAAAACUGCUCGCCGAUCCAAGUUCCUCCUCAAAGGCGACGAUGAGGUAUAUAACGAAAUACUGAAGCAGGCGGAGGAGGCGGCCGCGGCGGCGAAACCCCUGCCGCUCGACGAGGACCUUCCCGGGAUGGGCCAGUUCUACUGUCUUCACUGCGACCGAUACUUUGCUAGCGAGGAUGUACGGGACGAGCAUUUCCGCUCGAAGCGCCACAAGAAACGUGUGAAGCAAAUGUCAGGACCUGCACCUCACACUCAACUCGAUGCUGAUUUAGCUGCCGGGAUGGGAAUGCCCGAUAAUGGCCCCAAGCUCAUGUCAUUUUGAGCCCUUCAGAACUUCUUUCUUCCCUUCUUCCCUUCUUCCCCUUCAUCCAUCCACAAGGUGUUAAAGAGGCAGCAUCCAUGGUAAAGUUUAGAGCAAAUGCUUUCGGCUCGAAAUGGUUAAAUUUCCUUAUGCACACAAACGCUGUAUUCUCAAGUGUUCUGAUGAUUUUGUAUUUGUAUGAAGUGAUAAAUAUGCAUAGGUAAAUCUCAUGAGAUGUUUUGAAAUGUCCA